Molecule: messenger RNA, 947 nt
Organism: Nymphaea colorata (pocket water lily)
Lineage: Eukaryota; Viridiplantae; Streptophyta; Magnoliopsida; Nymphaeales; Nymphaeaceae
Product: classical arabinogalactan protein 9-like
Exons: 1
Coding region: 62-688 (208 amino acids)
Source: RefSeq, a predicted model, not a curated record
UCCCUUCCUUCCCCACAGUGCAGCCCUCCUCUGCUCUGACCUCACUGCUAGGUAGAGAGCCAUGGCCCUCCCAAGAGUCAUGCUUCUGCUAGCCGUUUCUCUUGCCGUGGUGGCUUCCGCCAUUGCCCAGGCCCCUGCCUCUCCACCCACCACCUCCAUCGCAACCCCACCCACCACCACCACAGUGGGAUCACCGCCGCCAGUUACCGCUACACCACCACCAGUUCCUUCUACGCCACCACCAGUUCCUGCAACCCCACCACCAGUGGCUUCUCCGCCACCUGCCGCAACCCCUCCUGCAUCAGUGCCAUCACCGCCUACGGCGACACCGCCACCAACAGUUGCUUCUCCGCCGCCGAUGACGGCUAACCCUCCCGCAUCGCCUCCACCGACAUCAUCUCCACCAGCAUCCUCCCCGCCAACACCAAUGCCACCGGCAAUGUCGCCUUCUGCUCCCGUUCCGCCGACGAGUUCUCCCCACACAUCGCCUGCACCGACCUCCUCACCACCCACAUCAAGCGCCGGAGCGCCGUCCGCUGGUGAACCUACUGGUUCCCCUGCUACAUCCUCGCCCAAGGCGCCGGCUGCUUCACCUUCAACCUCCAACCCCGACAAUUCCGGUGCCUUCACGCCCUUGGCCAGCAGGGCUUUGUUGGCAUUUGCUGGAGGAUUCGUGCUGCUUCUGUAGAUUAAUUCCUCCGAUCUCUUUCACUCUCCCUCACAUUUUUUUUUUUUGAAUCUUAGUUCAGGAAAUUUACAGUUGCGCACUCCAUUUUAUUUCUUUUUGUGUUUUUCUUUGCUUAAUUAGCCCGAGGAGGGUCCAUGGAUGUGAGCUCAGGGGAACAGGCUCUGUAAUUCUUGGUUCAGUUGUACAAUUAUUUAAGGAACUUCUCCUCUCUGUAUUCAUCUGUGUUCUGAUAAUAAAGAAUAGUGAAUCCUUUUUCUUU